Molecule: messenger RNA, 885 nt
Organism: Emiliania huxleyi CCMP1516
Lineage: Eukaryota; Haptophyta; Isochrysidales; Noelaerhabdaceae
Exons: 1
Coding region: 1-885 (294 amino acids)
Cellular component (GO): extracellular region
Molecular function (GO): hydrolase activity
Source: RefSeq, a predicted model, not a curated record
AUGCGCAGCCUCUCGCCGCUCGUAGUCCUCAUCGCGCUCCUCGCACGCGCAACAGCACAGACCUGCGGCAACAUCGAGGCGACCACGCAGCACAAUUUUACCACACCAGACGGUCGGGGUCGCUCCUACGUCAAGUACAAGCCAUUGGGCAUUGCGACCGCCUCCAAUUAUCCGCUCGUCGUUGAGCUGCACGGCCUGGGCGCAUGCGCCAGCGACCUGUACAGCUAUAGCGGGUGGACACUCGUGGCCGAGCAGAACAACUUCAUCCUCGUGACUCCGCAGGGAGUAGAGAAGAGCUGGAACGCUGGUCGCUGCUGCGGCCAAGCGCGAGCGGCAAAGCUCAAUGUCGACGACGUCUCCUUUCUUCGUAUGGUCGCUGCAGACGUCCUCGCUGCUGAACCCGGCGUCGACCCGACGCGUGUCUACUUUGCCGGCCAUUCGACCGGAUGCAUGAUGGCGCAGCGGAUGGCGCUCGAAGCGUCGGACCUUGUGGCGGCCGUUGGGUGCCACGCCGGCAUGCUGAUGGUGCCUCCCUCGUCUCCGGCGGUCGAGUCCAUCACAACGCCGUCAGGCUACAAGCCGGUUCCAGUGAUGGAGAUCCAAGGGCAGCAGGACAGCGUAGUCUCCUACGACUAUGCCACCGUCCUCCGCAUCCCGUAUUGGCCAGGAGCGCUGCGCAACCUUGGUUGGUGGCGCCAGCUCAACGGUUGCCCCACAGCCUCGCCCACCAUCAUCUCGUAUGGCAGCUACAGCAUCCACUUGCACACGGGGUGCGCAGACGGCUCGGGCCGGCCACUAUUGCUUUGCCUCAUUCCCACCCCACGUCAAUACAACCCAGCUUGCAUGGGAUUUCGUCCAGCAGUUCAACCUGCCCCUGCCAAAUAG